AUGACUUUCCUAAAGCUGUCACUUACUCUCCUUGUCCUUUGCUCUGCGGGAUUUGGUGAGGUGCUAGAAGACUUCUCGCAAGUCUCAAAAUGUCAGAGUUUCUUCUAUGAGGGACAGGCACCAUUGGGACUCGCUUCCAAUAGCACUGCCAAUAUCUGUCAGCGCCUGCAAGGGGAGUAUCACUAUGCCACCCUGUAUCAUCGCUUAGCUCGUGUGCCCAUUUACUCCGCAUAUAUUUUGGAAAUAUCCACCACAUCACGCCCUGAUAUCUCCUCAGCCAACUGGUACUUGGAACCCAUGUUGGCUGGAAUCCCUCAGAAAGAAAUGGCGAAACCAUCAUAUCCUGAAAUGCAGGAAAACAUAGAAUAUGCAACAGAAAGUCAAGCCGUGAAUGAUGAUUACAGAAAUUCUGGUCUUAGCCGUGGACAUGUCAACCCAAGCCAACAUCAUAGCAGUACAUCCCAGCUCUCCACAUUCACAUAUACCAAUAUGGCGCCCCAAGAUUCCACAUUUAAUAGCGGAACUUGGAAUCAAUAUGAAAACUUUCUGAAGGACAGUAUUCUACCCUCCUGUGUUCAGACACAUGUGAUCACAGGGAUUAUUCUCUCUGGGUUCACUCCUGGGGAGGGAAAGUGGUUGCGAAACCGAGUUAAUGUACCUGACUUUUACUGGAGCGCAUUUUGUUGUGUGAAAGCAAAUGGUACAAAGAGGGCAGAAGGCAGGCUUGGCCGGAAUUCAAGUCCUUACGAUGUAGUCACACAAACGGUCCCAGAACUGGAAGCAAUCCUCAGCAACCGAUAUGGGAGGAAUGUGUCAUUAUUUUAUAAGGGAUGCCAGUGA
Messenger RNA from Pseudophryne corroboree (corroboree frog), 840 nucleotides. RefSeq names its product endonuclease domain-containing 1 protein-like. The record is from RefSeq and is a predicted model, not a curated record. NCBI's taxonomy places the organism in Eukaryota, Metazoa, Chordata, Amphibia, Anura, Myobatrachidae. Gene Ontology annotation, molecular function: hydrolase activity; nucleic acid binding; metal ion binding. The transcript has 2 exons. Bases 1 to 840 code for a protein of 279 amino acids.